AUGGGCCAUUGUCUAAGUUGCUUCAAGAAUCAAGCUAAUGCUGAAAUAACUUCGACCCUGAGAAAGAAAGAUGAGAUGACAGAAAUAGUUACCACGUGCCAAGUGCCUGCUGUAAUGGUAUCAGAUUAUCCUCAAGAGGAACCACUUCUACAUAAUAAUGAAAAUAGUAUAGUAUAUAAAAACUCAGCUGUUCUUCAGAAUGCUAAUACAUUAACUACUAUUGGUGAACCUUGCCCAGGAGGAGAAGUUUUGAAUUCCCAAAAAAUACAGCUAACUGAAAAACAGCAAAAGCCAUUCUACCAAAAGUUGCCUUCAAUUCCACGCACAAUGUCAUCAUUAGGGUCAAGUGAACCAAGGAUCUCAGAGUUAAAAAUUAAUCAACUUUUUGAUCAGUACAAAGAUUCAUUAGAAGAUUCCAUACUUGCAGAAGGAAUAGAGAAUCUAUGUAAUGACUUACAACUGAGUCCAGAUGAUUUCAAGGUUUUGAUUCUUGCUUGGAAGUUGAGUGCUAGUCAAAUGUGUAGAUUCACACGUUUAGAAUUUGUACAGGGCUUAAAAAACAUGAAAACAGAUUCAAUUAAAGGCAUUCAGCAUAAAUUAAAUGAAAUUACUAAUGAACUGAGCAGAGAAUCUGAGAACUUUAAGGACCUUUACAGAUUUACUUUUAAAUUUGGUUUGGAUGUAAGUAGUGGUCAGAGAAUACUGCCAACUGAUAUAGCAGUACUACUAUGGCGUCUAGUCUUUACUAAUAAUGAACCACAUGUUUUGGAAAGAUGGUUAGGUUAUCUAGAGAACAAUGCUCAAAUUAGAGGCAUUCCAAAAGACACUUGGUACAUGUUUCUCAAUUUCUGUGAGUUUGUAGGUGAUGAUCUUAGCACUUAUGAUGACACUGAGGCUUGGCCAAGUUUAUUUGAUGAUUUUGUUGAAUAUGAAAAUGAUCAAAUGAAUCAGAAUAUUACAAAAAAUGACAUCAAGAUACAGGAUUGA
Messenger RNA from Chilo suppressalis (striped riceborer), 987 nucleotides. Lineage: Eukaryota; Metazoa; Arthropoda; Insecta; Lepidoptera; Crambidae. The record is from the annotation of a GenBank genome assembly.